AUGCUUAAAGGAUUAAAAGUUUUCACAUUUUUAUGGCUGACGCAUGCGGCGAGCACUUGGCUGAAUUUCACCGGCGUUCAAGCACAACCGUCAUCAUUAACCGAGAAAAUCCCAUUAGGCGCCAUAUUCGAGCAAGGCACCGAUGAGGUGCAAUCUGCGUUUAAAUACGCAAUGCUCAAUCACAAUCUCAACGUAUCGUCACGCCGUUUCGAGCUGCAAGCAUACGUGGAUGUCAUCAAUACGGCGGAUGCAUUUAAAUUGUCACGCUUAAUAUGCAAUCAAUUUUCGCGUGGCGUUUAUUCCAUGUUGGGCGCUGUAUCACCGGAUUCAUUUGAUACAUUGCACUCGUACAGCAAUACGUUUCAAAUGCCAUUCGUGACGCCAUGGUUUCCAGAGAAAGUGCUGACGCCCUCAUCUGGCUUCCUCGACUAUGCCAUAAGUAUGCGCCCGGAUUAUCAUCAGGCGAUUAUCGACACAAUACAAUUUUAUGGAUGGCGUAAAAUAAUUUAUCUCUACGACUCACAUGAUGGACUCCUGCGAUUGCAACAGAUUUACCAAGGGCUUAAACCCGGCAACGAGUCAUUUCAAGUGGAAAUGGUAAAGCGUAUUGCAAAUGUAACAAUGGCCAUCGACUUCCUGCAUACGCUCGAGGAUUUGGGACGCUUCACCAACAAAUACAUUGUGCUGGAUUGCCCAACGGAAAUGGCCAAACAGAUACUGAUUCAACAUGUGCGCGAUAUAUCGCUCGGAAGAAGGACAUAUCACUAUUUGCUAAGCGGUUUGGUAAUGGACGAUCGUUGGGAGAGUGAAAUCAUCGAAUUUGGUGCCAUCAAUAUAACCGGAUUUCGUAUUGUUGACACUAAUCGUCGGUUCGUACGUGAUUUCUUUGACAGUUGGAAGCGCUUGGAUCCGGCAACAUCGAUUGGCGCCGGCAGGGAAUCAAUUUCGGCACAGGCAGCCCUCAUGUACGAUGCUGUUUUCGUGCUGGUCGAAGCCUUCAACAAAAUACUGCGCAAGAAACCCGACCAAUUCCGCAACAACAUCCAGCGGCGGGGUCAACAAACACUAAUGGCAGCGGCCUCCACAUCCAUUAACGGUACACUGGGCAUGACAGCUGGCGGCGGCGUUGGCGGCAUUGGCAAUGGAAUCGGGGGUAGCGUCGGUAGCGGAGGUGGAGGCGGCGGCACUGGCAUUGGUAACGGUGGUGGCAAUGGUGGUGGCGGCGGGACAAUGCCUCGAGCGCUCGACUGCAACACAUCGAAAGGUUGGGUGAACCCAUGGGAACAUGGUGAUAAAAUUUCGCGCUAUUUGAGAAAGGUGGAAAUCGAAGGUCUCACAGGCGACAUUAAAUUUAACGAUGAUGGUCGGAGGGUGAACUACACGCUGCACGUUGUCGAAAUGACUGUCAACAGCGCCAUGGUGAAAGUGGCUGAAUGGAGUGAUGAUGCUGGCCUUCAACCGCUCUCCGCCAAGUACGUGCGUCUACGGCCGCAUGCGGAAAUCGAAAAGAAUCGCACAUAUAUCGUUACCACAUUGCUCGAGGAGCCGUACAUGAUGUUGAAACGCCCCGGCAUUGGUGAGCAAUUGGAUGGCAAUGACCGCUUUGAGGGUUACUGCAAGGACUUAGCCGAUUUAUUGGCCAAGAAGUUGGGCAUCAAUUAUGAAUUACGACUGGUCAAGGAUGGCACUUACGGUUCAGAGAAUCCCACAGUGCGCGGCGGCUGGGAUGGCAUGGUCGGUGAACUGGUACGGCGGGAAGCGGAUAUUGCAAUCGCUGCCAUGACUAUUACCGCCGAACGCGAGCGUGUUAUCGAUUUCAGCAAGCCUUUUAUGUCGCUGGGCAUUUCAAUAAUGAUUAAGAAACCGGUAAAGCAAACGCCUGGUGUAUUCAGUUUCAUGGAUCCAUUAUCCCAGGAAAUUUGGAUGAGUGUCAUAUUCAGCUACAUUGGAGUAAGCAUCGUGUUGUUCUUUGUUUCCCGCUUCUCCCCGUAUGAGUGGCGCAUUGUGCAGUAUCAGACAGAUUCGCAUGCACAUCACGAUCAAAUGGCUAAUCAACAGCCACCUGGCAUCAUCGGCGGUGUACCUGUGCCCGGUCCAAUGACCGGUGCGACUAGUGCCACGGCUAGCCCGGCAAAUAUUGGCGUAGUCGGUGCUGGUGGUGUGGCCGGAAGCGUUGGCCUCGGCUCAUCCGGCAAUGUAGCGGUCAACGAGUUUAGCAUUUUGAAUUCAUUUUGGUUUGCCUUGGCCGCUUUCAUGCAACAGGGCUGCGACAUAUCACCGCGUUCCAUCUCCGGUCGCAUAGUUGGCGCCGCUUGGUGGUUUUUCACGCUCAUUCUAAUUUCAUCGUAUACAGCCAAUUUGGCAGCGUUUCUCACUGUCGAGCGGAUGGUGACACCAAUCAAUUCGCCCGAAGACUUAGCUAUGCAAACGGAAGUGCAGUAUGGUACGCUCUUACAUGGCUCCACAUGGGACUUUUUUCGGCGUUCCCAAAUCGGCUUACAUAACAAGAUGUGGGAGUAUAUGAAUUCGAAAAAGCAUGUCUUUGUAAGCACAUACGAUGAAGGUAUACGUCGGGUGCGCACAUCAAAAGGCAAAUAUGCCCUGCUGAUGGAAUCGCCUAAGAAUGAGUAUGUGAAUGCCAGAGAACCCUGCGAUACAAUGAAAGUCGGACGUAAUCUAGAUACGAAAGGCUUUGGCAUAGCAACACCGAUUGGAUCACCUUUGAGAGAUCCGAUUAAUUUGGCUGUGCUAUCGCUGAAGGAGAAUGGUGAAUUGAUCAAAUUGCGCAAUAAAUGGUGGUAUGACAAAACUGAAUGUAACCUCAACAAGGACAAUCAGGACACAUCACGCAGUGAAUUGUCAUUGAGUAAUGUGGCUGGUAUAUUUUAUAUAUUGAUUGGUGGCCUCUUGGUGGCUGUCUUUGUGGCUAUCAUUGAGUUUUGCUUUCGCAGUAAAGCGUCCGCACAAAAAGCGAAUGGCUCCAUGCUGAGUUCAGCGUCCGGCGGUGGUUCACAUCGAAGGAAUUCCCUAACAGAUGCCAUGCAUUCUAAAGCGAAAUUGACUAUUCAAGCGAGCAGAGAAUAUGAUAAUGGUCGUGUUGGGUACCUCAAUUGUGCCUCUUUGCAGUAUUAUCCAGCCGGACAAUUAAGUGCCGCAUCUGAGGCCGAAACAAUGCACAUGAAUGCGCACAGUCAGGUUUGACAUGAACAUGCGCAGGAAUCGCGCCUUUGACGUACGCCCUGCGCACCAACAAUACGCCGCAUAAUGGCCAACAGCCGGCAGGAGACGGAGAAGAUACUGAGCAAUCAUGAUCAAAACGCAACAACAAUGCCGAGCAGCCAGAAUAGUACGCUCAUGCGAAAUCCCGAUGUAAAUCAUC
This is a messenger RNA of Bactrocera latifrons, 3379 nucleotides long. It is a transcript of the gene GluRIB, whose product is annotated as glutamate receptor 1. The record is from RefSeq and is a predicted model, not a curated record. The coding region runs from base 1 to 3201 and encodes 1066 amino acids. Lineage: Eukaryota; Metazoa; Arthropoda; Insecta; Diptera; Tephritidae. The transcript has 15 exons. Gene Ontology annotation, molecular function: transmitter-gated monoatomic ion channel activity involved in regulation of postsynaptic membrane potential; glutamate-gated receptor activity. Gene Ontology annotation, biological process: synaptic transmission, glutamatergic; modulation of chemical synaptic transmission. Gene Ontology annotation, cellular component: postsynaptic membrane; plasma membrane.